CGGAGCCGCAGCCGCAGCCAUGGCUUUUGACCUGGACGAGCGGCUGCAGCGGAGCAACGCCCGCUUCCUGACCUCCAUCCACACCAUCUUGGAGCGGUAUAAUCAUCCUUUUGAAGAUGAUUUACUCAUUUCCAUGGAAACUCUCACUUAUGAUACGCCUGAUGGACCGAAAAAAUGGACAAAAGUGUCAACCAGGAAGCUUAGGAAAUGGAAGGAGGAAGUAUUUGAGCAUAAUAGAGGAAGUCAAAGGAAUGCAGAUAUGUCAAAGCAACAGACUAGUGAUUUUGAAGAUGAACAUUCAACAAUGCCUCAGGUACCUCCUGAGAAAUCUCAUGUGGAUACAUCUGACAUAGAUGAAGAAAGUGAUGCUGAUAUAGCUUCAGUAAGAAGAAAAUUUGAAGACAUUCAUUUCCAGAAUCUGUGUGUAGGUGAUGUGAAUAGUCAAGAGAAUGUAAACAUUCCAGUGGAUGUGAUAGUACAAGAUUAUGCUAGACAAAUUCCCAAAUGGAUUGCGGUAGCACCUCAAGGGGUGUCGGAAAGUCUUCAUUUAGCUUCACCAGUGCAAGAACUCAUUGGCAACCAAGCUGCUGUUUGCAGAGAGAAUGUGGAGUUGUCAAAUAAAUGUUCUUCAUCCAGAUCUCUACAGUUAGAAUUUUCUGGUGUUCCCAUUUCACCAAAUACAAUAACUAUACCCAGGCAUCGACCUUCUCCAGAACUGAAUAAAAGUUGCUAUGACAGUGUCUUGGAAGAAUACCAGUCUGCAGAUGAGGCAUGCUCCUGGAACAAUGUAACUCUUGCAGACUUGUAUCCAGCCAUGGUAGAGACACUUAGAAGGCUCAUGACAAAGCAAUCUUGGAGGCAAGAGUUAAAAUACAUAUUUGGGCAAUUAAGGCACAAAAGACGGCGUCUUAGAAGAGCAAAGCUCAAUGUCACUGUAAACAAAAUAAGAGGGUUCAGACCUCUUAAACUGAGGAAUGCACUACCUAGCAUAUGCAGCAGUAGAAGUGAAGACAUCCAGAAUCAAACUUUCAGAAAUGAGAAUAGAGAACUUUGUGAUGACAUGUGUUCCAUUAACAAUUUAUCUAGUCUAGUACCUUAUUCUUAUACUGAUACAAAUGAAAUCAAAAUGGACUACUCUGACUCAAGUUCAGAACAUCAUUUGGUAUCUGGAGAAGGCCAGAAAGUCUCCAAACAGACUGUUCCUAAUGUUAUGGCUAGAAUGGGAGAUACAUUUCUAGUUGAAGAUGAGUUACAGACUACUGUCUCACUGAAGAAUUCAAAAUGCAAAGAAAGUGAAAAAUUAUCUUACAAAUGUUCCUGGGAAUAUCCUUUUAUGACAUCGGCUGCCAGUUCAGGGUCAACAGCGCUUCAUCUGGUAAAAGAGAACAGAACUCAAAAAAUUGACUUUUCUUGUGGUGAUACCUCAGAGUUGUGUUCCUCUACUUGCAGUUCCUAUGGCAAUAGUAAUGCUUUGACACCUGUCACCCACAGUUCUCUUGCAAGAGCAUCAAAUCCUUUGCUCAUAAAUCCUGAAAAAAUAAUUUCUGAAGGUCGAAUUUCUUUCCAGCGCAAACACUUAUUUUCCUCAUUGUCUAUAAAGCAGAGUCCUUCAAAGAUGCCCCAGAAAUACGAAGAUGCAUUUGAGAAACUCUACUACAAACUGUGUUCCAAAGAAAUCCAAAAACCUUUGACAUUGACCAGACCUCUUGCAAAUUCACAGAACCUUGAAGAGAAAGGAAGAUUAGUGAAGAGUCAUUUAAGUAAUUCUGUGAGGUCCAUUACACAGUAUGAUAGAGAAUUUGACAGGAUCUAUGAGGAAUUGUGUAGUGAGAAUGUUCCAAAACUUCCUGUGUUUCAGAGAGUUUCAAAUUUAAGGAAAUAUGAAGGAAUACGCAUGUCUGAAACUGUAAAUGCUCUUGUUAAUUCACCUGUUCGAACUUUGUCUGCAAUUCCCAGAAUUAAAAGACUAGGAAAUUUUCAAAAUGAUCUUUUUUGUUCACCAGUAAAGCGACUGAAAAAUGUACCAGAGCUUUACUUUUCUUCAACAAAAUAUCAACAGAAUUCUCAUAGAAAAAAUGUUAAUCUUCAAACAGUUGGCAUGGAUUCUUUGAGCACAUACAGUCGCAGUAGCCCCAGCUUGUUUGAUGGUCGCAGCUGUCAGAGUCAGGACUCUGGAUUUCAUGCUUCUUCAGAUAAAACUUUUCUUGUUAUUCCUGGUACUUCCCUGCAAGAAUCUGGGAUUGCAGAUGGCCACUCUGGUUGGUCCAGGGCAGUGAAGAACUACAGCUCUCCCAGAAAUGCACAGAAGUGUCACCAAAGGGUAUCCAGAAAACUAAGUUACACUGAUGGGAAAGAAAAAAAUCCUAGCAAUCCCUUGGAUGACUGCCUGGUCAAAGCUCACCAAGAAGCAUUCCUGGACUGCUACGGAGAAAAUAUUGAUUUUUAAAGUUUGGUUUGGUUUUGUUUUUCUUUCCUCUUCCAAGAAUCAAAGAUGUUUUAUAUAUAUGUAAUAUACAAUUAGUCCUCACUUACACUUUGCGGUAUUAUAAAUCUUCAGGAACUGAUUUGUCCCUUCUGACAGGGCACUUCUUACUCCUCUGGCUUCAUCAGGUAUUGCAGGGUAUCAGGGUUCCUUUCUAUGGUCAGGUUCAAGCUAUGUAUUUACUAGUGUUUAUAAUAACAGAACAUUGUAUUAACUUUUAAUCUGUUGAUAAGCUUUGAUUCUUAACGUAUUAAUAGUAAGAUAAGUAAUAAGCUCUUUCUGCUGCAUUCCUGCUUAUUCAUGCUUUAUAGAUGUAUCAGUAUUAAAUGAAAAAAUCUAAACUGGGCUGGAAAUGCCAGUAUUAUAUACUAUGGCUUGUAAUAUGCCUGCAAUGUAAUUUUAAUAUUAAGUUUUCUAAGUUGCUCACCAAAAAUGAUUGUUUAAUGAAAUUUUAUAAUUUUUAUUGGAUUUGAUAACUAGAUUCCAUGUUCUGACAAAAUUCUA
Messenger RNA from Calidris pugnax (ruff), 2986 nucleotides. RefSeq names its product Holliday junction recognition protein (gene HJURP). Gene Ontology annotation, biological process: CENP-A containing chromatin assembly. NCBI's taxonomy places the organism in Eukaryota, Metazoa, Chordata, Aves, Charadriiformes, Scolopacidae. The record is from RefSeq and is a predicted model, not a curated record. Bases 20 to 2446 code for a protein of 808 amino acids. Gene Ontology annotation, molecular function: histone binding. Gene Ontology annotation, cellular component: chromosome, centromeric region. The transcript has 13 exons.